CAUCGCGCUCAACGUGUACGUAAUAUAUGACGUACUGGAAGCGGCACAGACAUUAAAGGUUUCAGCAUCCCUUGACGUGUCGUGGCUUGAUGAAAUGUUAACUUGGAGACCGGUGGACUUUGACGGCAUUCAAACCUGUGUUUAUCCGCAAGACAAUGUUUGGAAACCGGCGGUGGCACUGAAAAACACCGUCAACGAUGUCAAAACACUUGGUGAUCCAACAUUGAACGUGAUUGUUCAUCCUAAUGGAACGAUGCUAUGGAAGCCUUAUCAGGUGUUCGAAACUAGAUGCACAUUUGAUAUCACGUAUUAUCCGUUUGACAAGCAGUCCUGUGAGAUGAUAUUUGUGACUUGGGGUUACACCUCAUCGGGAAUUCGCCUUUGGGGUCUCGGAGAAGGAGCAUAUUGGGACGACCUGACGCCUAACCAAGCAUGGACGUUGAAGCAUGUUGGCUAUGCUACGUUCGAAGAACCAAUGCCAAUGAUAAAGUUCUACCUGAUGUUGGAGAGAAAACCCCGUUAUAUCCUUAUGAACCUGAUUCUCCCAUUGAUGAUUUUGAUAUCAUUGAACACUUGCGUAUUUCUCUUGCCCUGUAACAGCGGGGAAAGGACCUCUUUCAGUGUUACAGUUUUCCUUGCGUUUACUGUAUUUGGUACAAUUGUGCAUGGUACUUUGCCUGUGAACUCGGAAAACGUUAGCUAUUUGUCCAUCUUUAUACUGGCUCACGUACUGGAAAGUGCGUUGAUUACGAUAUGUUCCAUUCUGCUUAUACGUGCAGACAGACGUACGGACGAAGUCCCGGAUUGGCUACCCUGUCUUACUUCUAGGCUGUGUCGCAGGGCAAAACGAAUCUCUGUCGAGGAGAACGAUGACGAAACGGAACACGAAACUGUGAAGAAACAGAUCCACUGCAUUCAUGACAAGAAUGACAAGAACCAUGUCGUUGGUAGAUUGUCUCCUACUGAGAUGGAUUGGCCGUCUGUCAUACAAUGUCUCGACUGGUGUUUGUUUUGCCUGGUUGCAUUUGUAAAUGUACUGCUUACACUCGUUUUCUUCUUAAUUAUUCGGAUGAAAUGAAAAGAUAAGCAAGCUUUGGCACACUAGUAUAUUCUAAAGGGCCUAAGGAAGUACGUUUAUGACAGAACUCCUUUCUGAUACGCAAUUUUCUAUAUGCACAUGUAAUCCACAAGCAGCAUCAGAAAACCUGGGUACCUUAUAUAAAAAGUUAUACUUAAGGUAUUAUGGCAAUUAAUACGCAAUUGCUAAAAGAUUUACAGUGGUCAACAAUCGUCACAUGAGGUAGAAAUACCUAUUUUCUGCACCUUUCUUUCAAAUUAAACACGGUAACCUUCAUAAGAACCAUUAUUUCGAUAUUAAUUCAUUCUUUUCGGUAAAUUAAACAAUUGUAUUAAUUGUGGUACAUCUUAUUUGGGAGUUAGAGUGCAUCUUUAAGACCAUUUUAACUAUUUUUAUAGUCUUUCAAAACUUAUUUUCAUAUCAUAUAGGUGAUGAAACAGUUUUAAUAGU
Mya arenaria is the source of this 1528-nucleotide messenger RNA. RefSeq names its product neuronal acetylcholine receptor subunit alpha-6-like. Gene Ontology annotation, molecular function: transmembrane signaling receptor activity; neurotransmitter receptor activity; extracellular ligand-gated monoatomic ion channel activity. Gene Ontology annotation, cellular component: membrane; synapse; neuron projection. Bases 95 to 1078 code for a protein of 327 amino acids. The record is from RefSeq and is a predicted model, not a curated record. Gene Ontology annotation, biological process: regulation of membrane potential; monoatomic ion transmembrane transport; nervous system process. The transcript is spliced from 2 exons. NCBI's taxonomy places the organism in Eukaryota, Metazoa, Mollusca, Bivalvia, Myida, Myidae.